Fragaria vesca subsp. vesca is the source of this 935-nucleotide messenger RNA. RefSeq lists its product as uncharacterized. Lineage: Eukaryota; Viridiplantae; Streptophyta; Magnoliopsida; Rosales; Rosaceae. Bases 81 to 623 code for a protein of 180 amino acids. The transcript is spliced from 4 exons. The record is from RefSeq and is a predicted model, not a curated record.
UUGGAAUCCAGAUUUAUUGAUGGCUUGAGAGUGAGGGGGGCAUAGCUACUUCCUUGGGUUUCGAUCCCCUAAACCUCUGGAUGGGCCUUUAUGGACGAAAGAGUGUCUUACAUCCCUUGUGGAGUGGCACUGCUUCUAGGCGAAAGGGCGUAAGUGGACACUCUCACUACACUUACCUGUUGUACACAAGAAAAAUGAGGUACUGUGCACUGCUAACGGGACAGUGGAGGACGGAGCUGGGUGUGCAGGAUAUAAAUCGAGCUUUUGGUUUACGUUUUAAAGUCUCGUGGCACUGUUACAUACUCAAAUUGAAGAGGUGCAGUUUGGGGCGUUACAAGUUUCGUGUUGAACGGGAGAUGAAGUUGAAGGCUUUGGUUUCUGGUGGUGAAAGAGAGAUUGAUGGUGGCUGGAAGGAUGGUUGUUUCCUUCCAAUUGUUAUCAAGGGCAGUGGAAUUGAGGGUGAGGCAGCGAUGAGUGAGCCUUGCGUGGUGGUUCAGAAUGGGGUUUAUGCGACGGUGCUACGGGACGGUGACGCCGACAUUUGGAUUGAUGGUGAAUGGAAACCUGGAGAUUCUUUUCUUCUUUCUCACGUCGUCACUGUGGUUGAUGGCAGAGUGCUGUGAGGGCUGCAUCACCUCCUUGGUUGGGUUGUUGAUGGUGGGUGUCACAAUGUUGGGGCGACAACGGUGGUUUCAGGGUGGGGUGUCGGCGGCGCUGCACGUUGGUUGAUGGCGGCUAGGGUUUCCAUCAGGAUGACAUUAGCUGGGCUUUGCUGGGCUUGGGUUGUUAUUUUGUUUUUUAAUUUUAUUUCUUUUUUGGGUUCAUAUCUUUUUUCAUGAAAGGAUAUUGGACUUUUUAUUAUCUUGCCUUGAGCGAGAGAGAUCGUAAAGGAAAUAGAGACUCGGUGGUCCCUUAAUUGAGACUUAUAUUUUAUU